AUCGUUCCUCUCCCCUACCAACCCCAGUCUUAUUCAUUCCCUUUUUCUCACCAAACCACCACAAACUAUUCUUUUUUCUUCCUUCUUCUUCUUUCUCCCCCACAAAACCCCUCAACAAAAUUUCCCAAAUUACGCUUCCCAAAACUCGAUCCCUUACUUGAUGGCGUUUUCACUCUGCAAAACGAUUCCCUUCACUUCAUUCUCCAACCACACCACCACCAAAAGCGGUCUCAUCGAACCAUCACUAGGGUUCACCAGAAGAAUGAGCAUCGGCGUUCUCAAGUGCUCUCUCGAACGCAACAACAGCGACGGAAAGAAAGCAAACGUAGUAUCCAAUUCCAAUUACGUAGUUCCGAUUGACGAUUCCCUUUCGUUCUCCAAUUCAUCCGCAACCAUAACUCGUCCUUUAGCUGAAAUUCUUAGAGACCUUAACAAGAAAAUUCCGGAUACUAUUGUUAAACCACCUCACGAUCCAUCCUCACCCACCUUCAUUCCCUGGUAUCAUGCCAAUAGGAUGCUGAGCUUCUAUGCUCCAGGAUGGUGUGGAGAGAUUCGUGAUGUUAUUUUCUCUGAUAAUGGAACUGUGACUGUUGUAUACCGUCUUACUGUACGCGGAUCUGAUGGAGAGGCAUAUCGUGAGUCAACCGGGACGAUAUCAACUACUGAUGCCUCCAUUACUGAUCCAGUUUCAGCAGCAGAGGAAAAUGCUUUCUGUAAAGCAUGUGCUCGGUUUGGUCUUGGCUUAUACAUGUAUCAUGAAGAUAAAACCAGUGGCGUUUGAGCAUCCAUAUUUUUGUUCGGUUUGUUGUGUCUAAAUGAUAUAAAUAGAAGUGGGCAAAAGGUGGAUGCAAGUACUGUUGUGAAAAACUAGAAGCCAUAUAUCUUUUGUUUUGGAUAAUUCAAAUGCUUAUUUGAAAGCAUGUUUUUUGUUUGUCACUUAGAAUCAUGGCUUUAUGUUUUCAGAGUUAGUGUGGCCUAAGCCUUAAAUUGAUAUGGGGAAAUGAACAAUUUCAUCAUGCUUUUAUUUAUUUAUUGUUAAAGGGAAUAUCCUUUUUACUGUAAGAUGACUACAAGGUGGUGCCCAUAUGCUUUGAAUCCAAGCUGGCUUUGUAAAAGAAUAAUGAUUCGUGAAUAUGGAAUAAAAUAUUUAAGGAUUUGUUGAAGUAAACAACAUAAUUAUGUGUUUAUGUAUUAGUUGUUUCUAUAA
This is a messenger RNA of Vicia villosa (hairy vetch), 1207 nucleotides long. RefSeq names its product DNA repair RAD52-like protein 2, chloroplastic. The transcript is spliced from 4 exons. Gene Ontology annotation, molecular function: DNA binding. Lineage: Eukaryota; Viridiplantae; Streptophyta; Magnoliopsida; Fabales; Fabaceae. The record is from RefSeq and is a predicted model, not a curated record. Gene Ontology annotation, biological process: double-strand break repair via homologous recombination. The coding region runs from base 161 to 781 and encodes 206 amino acids.